CCUUGAAGUAGUUGUCAGCCGGGCUAUUCGAAAAAUCCGAAAUCUCCCGCCCUGAUCCCACUGAAGAUUCAGCAGUGGCUGUUCCAUCUUUGGAGCCAUGGAAAUGGUGCACACCGCCAUCGGCGUAGCAGGCGUAGUGGCCCUCCUUAUGGUGGUGACGUCUUCGGCAAGGCAAGUGGGUGGCUUGUUGUUGGACCAAUCCCGUGACCCAAUCUGCGAACUAGUGUCUCGCGGUGGUCCAGUGGUGGAUCAGUUGACGGCCGUUGAGGGAGAAACUCCUCUGGUGGAGGGUGAUCGUAUGGAUGGCGCCUGCUCCGUGGUCCAAAGUUUUGGAGGUAAGGUAGGUGCCUUCGUGGGACCAUUGUUGCCCAAUUUAGGGAGCUGUCGGAAAUCCGGAGAUUCCCCGAAAGAAGAGGAAAACGACAAUAAGGACUCGGAACCGGCACCUGCAAAACAAGAAACACCACCUGAAGCUGAUCCACCGGCUGAGGAUCCACCGGAGGAGUAA
This is a messenger RNA of Drosophila eugracilis, 508 nucleotides long. RefSeq lists its product as uncharacterized. The record is from RefSeq and is a predicted model, not a curated record. The transcript has a single exon. NCBI's taxonomy places the organism in Eukaryota, Metazoa, Arthropoda, Insecta, Diptera, Drosophilidae. Bases 98 to 508 code for a protein of 136 amino acids.